UUUAGUCUAUUACUGUACAGUGAUUCUGUGAUUCUAAUUGCUUCAUUUAUUUAUUGACAUGCUUGUGCUCAGCUCUUCCUUUCCAUGCCUCUUCCUUCUUUCGUGUAAUAGACAACAAGAGAACCGACCAAGAGCAUCUGCAGUUUUGAAUCUGCUUCUGUUCUGCCAUGGAUCUCAAAGAAAGGCUUCGUCCAGAAGCCUGGACUAAGUCUUCAGUGGGGAAUGAAUCGUCUAAUUAUGGAAUUGGGAUGCAGCGUCCAUUCUCUGAAUUCAAUCUCCCUUCAGAAAUCUCAUCGCAUAAUCCUGAAAAUAAAAUCAAAAUCCCAGAUCAAGUGAACGUUCAGACGACAGAGAUGGCCAUCGAUGCUAAUAAACUUCAAGGUUGGGAUCCCCGGACCAUGUUAACUAACCUCACUUUCCUUGAGCAGAAGAUCCACCAACUCCAGGAUUUGGUACAUCUGAUUGUUGGCAGAGGAGGUCGAGCGUUGGCUCGCCCUGACGAAAUUGUUGCUCAACAGCAGCAGCUUGUAACUGCUGAUUUGACUUCCAUCAUUGUUCAGUUGAUCUCAACUGCUGGUAGUCUUCUCCCAUCUGCAAAGAAUAACAUAUUGGCAGCAAAUCCUUUCGUUGGACAGCUAGGGAAUACCUCUGGUAUUCAAUGCCCUCGUAGUUUGGGCAUGAAUGAUGAUGCUGUGCCACAGCCUAAUAGUGAAACUAAGGAGUUUGACCAUUCCGAUCAUACUGAAUCCAUGGGAAAUGGUGGUCCUGAACAAAACCAUACAGGUCAAUCUCACCACUCUGUUUCCCCUGUUGAGGAGCAUGACUCAAAGGAUGAUGAAGAGGGUGGGGAUGGAGAAAACCUUCCCCCUGGAUCUUAUGAAGUCCUACAACUAGAGAAGGAGGAAAUACUGGCACCGCAUACUCACUUCUGUGUGAUUUGCGGGAAAGGAUUCAAGAGGGACGCAAACCUACGGAUGCACAUGAGAGGUCAUGGGGAUGAAUACAAGACCCCAGCUGCUCUUGCAAAGCCUAACAGGGAAUUGAGUUCUGAGCCCAUGCUGAUCAGGAGGUACUCCUGCCCCUUCACUGGAUGCAAACGGAAUAAGGACCAUAAGAAGUUCCAGCCACUGAAGACCAUUUUGUGUGUGAAGAACCAUUACAAGCGUACCCAUUGUGAUAAAAGCUACAUUUGCAGUAGAUGCAACAGCAAGAGGUUCUCUGUUAUUGCUGAUCUCAAGACUCAUGAGAAGCAUUGUGGACGGGACAAAUGGUUAUGCUCCUGUGGUACAACAUUCUCAAGAAAGGACAAAUUAUUUGGACAUGUCGCACUCUUCCAAGGUCAUACUCCUGCCCUUCCCUAUGAUGAAAACAAAGGCACACUUGGAUCAGCAGAACAAGGGGAAAGCAAUGAAGCAACUACUGAAAUUCCUGGGGAAAGGAAUACAGGAUUCAAUAUCAGCUCCAGUGCCUCUAGUGGAAAUGGUGCCCAGAACAUUGUAGAUGUGAAAAGCCGUGUUGAUGACCCUGCUGGCUACUUCUCAACAAUGAACUUUGAUACAUGUAACUUUGGUGGGAUUCACGAGUUCCCUCGACCAUCAUUUGAUGUUCCAGAUAGUUCUUUCUCAUUCCUUCUUUCCGGGUCUUGUAAUUUUAUUCAGAAAACUGGAGGGACAUCAGGUUCUGAUGCCCUCAACUGAUAUGAUGGUAUUCGAUUUUCAUCU
Telopea speciosissima is the source of this 1721-nucleotide messenger RNA. RefSeq names its product protein SENSITIVE TO PROTON RHIZOTOXICITY 1-like. Gene Ontology annotation, biological process: response to aluminum ion; response to acidic pH. The transcript is spliced from 2 exons. The record is from RefSeq and is a predicted model, not a curated record. The coding region runs from base 168 to 1697 and encodes 509 amino acids. NCBI's taxonomy places the organism in Eukaryota, Viridiplantae, Streptophyta, Magnoliopsida, Proteales, Proteaceae.